Molecule: messenger RNA, 609 nt
Organism: Phytophthora megakarya
Lineage: Eukaryota; Oomycota; Peronosporomycetes; Peronosporales; Peronosporaceae
Source: the annotation of a GenBank genome assembly
AUGUGGUUUAUGAGUCUCGACAUGGCGAGUGGAUUCUGGGCGGUGCGAAUGACGGAACGUGCGAAGCUGAUCUCCGCAUUUGUUUGCCCGUUCGGCCAUUUUCAAUGGCUCAGAAUGCCCUUUGGGUUGAAGAAUGCACCGUUAAUUUAUCAGAGCAUCAUCAAUAACUGUUUGUGGGGAUUCGUCCGUCUGCCUCCUGAAGAAGAAGCGCUGGUCGACCCAGAAGUUCUUAAGUUCCUGGAUCUUGAGCCGCAAGAAGUCCUGAAACCUGAGGUAGAUAUGCGGGAUUCAGAGAUCACAGCAUUGGACAUGACUGUAUUUAGACGCAAUAUCCCGGCUCCGUCGCAAAAUGGACUACGAUACUGGAAUAUCUCCGUGAGCUUACCGAAAAGUGAAUUCGGAAAGUUGACCAUCCCAUUCCUCUCUCAUGAAGUGAUUGCCGCUGUGCUCUACGAACUAGACGAGGAACGUGUACGUGCUGGACGGAACCUGGAAGCCGCAAAGGAGUCUUUCGAGAUACUGAAACGUAAGAUCGUGUCGACCGCGCUAUUGCGACAUCCAGACAGAACCAAGUCUUUUGUGAUAAUUCCGCAUGCCAACCCGUGGGCG